Messenger RNA from Sander lucioperca (pikeperch), 1068 nucleotides. Its product is annotated as olfactory receptor 11A1-like. The record is from RefSeq and is a predicted model, not a curated record. The coding region runs from base 102 to 1034 and encodes 310 amino acids. Gene Ontology annotation, cellular component: membrane. Gene Ontology annotation, molecular function: G protein-coupled receptor activity; olfactory receptor activity. The transcript has a single exon. Gene Ontology annotation, biological process: G protein-coupled receptor signaling pathway. Lineage: Eukaryota; Metazoa; Chordata; Actinopteri; Perciformes; Percidae.
AAAGGUUUAACUAAACUUUCAGAAAUCCUUUAACAAAAUGUAACACGAUGAAGUUAUCUUGUAAAAUGUUAUAAUUUUUGUUUUUCAGAGUCAGGAGGAUCAUGGUAAACGCUACACAGGUUUUAUUUUUCACACUAAGUGCCUAUUUUGACACCGGGGUUUUCAAAUAUUUAUAUUUUAUUAUUAUCAUAUCUUUAUAUAUUGUAAUAAUUUGUACCAAUCUUUUGCUGAUUGUGGUUAUCUGUAUGAACAGGAGCUUACAUGAACCUAUGUACCUUUUUCUGUGCAGCCUGUUUGUAAAUGAACUGUAUGGUAGUACAGGGUUGUUUCCAUUCCUUCUGGUUCAGAUCCUCUCUGACAUUCACACUGUUUCUGCUCCCUUCUGUUUCCUGCAGAUUUUCUGUUUGUAUUCUUAUGCACUUACAGAAUUUUGGACCUUAGCCAUCAUGUCUUAUGACAGAUAUCUUGCUAUCUGUUAUCCUCUACAAUAUCACGCUCAUAUGACAUCUAAAAAGAUUUCCAUGCUUAUUGCUCUAACAUGGUUGUACUCUUUUCUUGCCAAUGCUUUGGUAGUGUUUGGUCUGACUGCUCCUUUACAGCUGUGUGGAAACAUUAUUAACAAAGUCUACUGUGACAACUAUUAUGUUGUCAAACUGGCCUGCUCUGACACAACAGCCAAUAACAUUUUUGGACUUGUUCACAUGUUUACAGUAAUCUUUGCUCUUAUAAUCUUAAUUCUUUUCUCUUAUAUGAGAAUUCUUAAAGUGUGUUUUUCUGGUUCUAAACAGACCAGACAGAAAGCUCUCAGUACCUGCACACCUCACCUUUUUUCCCUGCUGAAUUUUUCCUUUGGAGCUUUCUUUGAAAUAAUGCAGAGCAGGUUUAAUAUGAACUAUUUACCCAAUAUUUUGCGCAUUGUUCUGUCAUUGUACUGGCUUACAUGCCAACCACUCAUGAACCCUUUACUGUACGGACUGAAAAUGUCCAAAAUACGCAUUGUAUGUAGACGUCUGCUCUUUGGGGGGGAAAUGUAACUACAAAUGUUAUCUGACAACUAAGAGCUUUGCU